Molecule: messenger RNA, 3198 nt
Organism: Danaus chrysippus (African queen)
Lineage: Eukaryota; Metazoa; Arthropoda; Insecta; Lepidoptera; Nymphalidae
Source: the annotation of a GenBank genome assembly
AUGUCGGAUUCGGAGGGCAGUAAUUACUCCGGGAGUGGCUCGGAGGCGGGUAGUGUUGUGUCUAAUCGGUCCAGACGAAGCGCUGCAUCAAAUCGCUCCGCUAAGUCGGGAUCUCGCUCCCGAUCUCAUUCUGGCAGCCGAAGUCCCUCGAGAUCACCUUCAAGGUCAAGAUCGAGGUCCAGGUCACGUUCCCGCUCACGAUCCAGAAGUCGUUCCGCUGGUUCCGAUGGCAGCCGAAACAGAGAUGAUGAGGCUAAGGAGGCUUCUGGUGAUGAAGAAGUUGAGGAUGAGCAAGAGCCUGAAGGAGAGGAUCUGGUGGACUCGGAGGAGUAUGAUGAGGACGAGGAGGAGGAACGACGGAGGAAGAAGAGGAAGAAGGACAGCCGCUACGGAGGAUUCAUUAUAGACGAGGCUGAGGUAGACGAUGAAGUUGAUGAAGAUGAUGAGUGGGAGGAAGGAGCCCAGGAAAUGGGCAUCGUCGGUAAUGAGGUGGAUGAGAUUGGACCCACAGCUAGAGAAAUAGAGGGGAGACGCAGAGGAACCAACCUGUGGGACUCACAGAAAGAAGAAGAAAUAGAGGAAUACUUGAGAAAUAAAUAUGCAGAUGAAUCAGCGGCCCUCAGACACUUUGGUGAGGGUGGUGAAGAGAUGUCUGAUGAAAUCACACAACAGACCUUGUUGCCCGGCAUCAAGGAUCCUAAUCUAUGGAUGGUGAAGUGUAGGAUUGGGGAAGAAAAGGCGACUGUGUUAUUACUUAUGAGAAAAUUUAUUACAUACCAGAACUCUGAGGAACCUUUCCAAAUAAAGUCAGUGGUGGCUCCGGAAGGUGUCAAAGGCUUCAUCUACAUAGAGGCAUACAAACAGACACAUGUGAAGGCUAUCAUAGACAAAGUGGGUAAUUUGAGAAUGGGAACAUGGAAACAGGAGAUGGUACCCAUCAAGGAAAUGACAGAUGUAUUGAGGGUUGUUAAGGAACAGUCUGGUUUGAAACCGAAACAGUGGGUGCGGCUGAAGCGAGGCCUCUAUAAAGACGACAUAGCUCAAGUAGAUUACGUAGAUUUAGCUCAAAACCAAGUUCACUUGAAACUUCUUCCUAGAAUAGACUACACGAGACUCAGAGGAGCUCUGAGGACCGUGCAGAGCGAGAGCGAAGCGGCCAAGAGGAAAAAGAAGCGGCGACCAGCUGCCAAACCUUUCGACCCUGAAGCUAUUCGCGCCAUCGGCGGGGAAGUGACUUCGGACGGUGACUUCCUUAUAUUCGAGGGAAACAGAUACUCCAGAAAGGGUUUCCUGUAUAAGAACUUCACCAUGUCCGCUAUAUUAGCGGAGGGCGUCAAACCUACGCUCACGGAACUGGAAAGAUUCGAAGAGCAGCCGGAAGGUAUAGACAUCGAGCUGGCGGCGCCCGCCAAGGACGACCCAACCAGCCUGCACUCGUUCUCUAUGGGAGAUAACGUGGAGGUGUGCUCCGGGGAUCUGGCCAACCUGCAGGCCAGGAUCAUAGCUAUCGACGGCUCCAUGAUCACCGUCAUGCCGAGGCACGACGCUCUCAAGGACCCGCUCGUCUUCAAACCCAACGAACUACGGAAGUACUUCAAACAGGGAGACCAUGUGAAGGUCCUGGCGGGAAGAUACGAGGGAGACACCGGGCUCAUCGUGCGGGUGGAGCCUCACAGGGCGGUGCUCGUGUCGGACGUGACGAUGCACGAGCUGGAGGUGCUGCCGAGGGACCUGCAGCUGUGCUCGGACAUGGCGACCGGCGUGGACUCGCUGGGGCAGUUCCAGUGGGGGGACAUGGUGCUGCUGGACUCACAGACGGUUGGCGUCAUCGUGCGCCUGGAGAGGGAGAACUUCCACGUGCUCGGCAUGCAGGGCAAGGUGAUCGAGUGCAAGCCGCAGGCGCUGCAGAAGAGGAGGGAGAACAGGUUCACUAUGGCGCUCGACUCCGAACACAACUCCAUACAGAAGAAAGACAUCGUCAAGGUUAUCGACGGACCGCACGCCGGCCGCGAGGGGGAGAUAAAGCAUCUGUACAGAAACUUCGCCUUCCUGCAGUCGAGGAUGUAUCCCGACAACGGAGGGAUCUUCGUGUGCAAGACGAGGCACCUGCAGCUGGCGGGAGGAGCCAAGAACGCGGCCGCCAACAACGGACUGGCUCUGGCGUUCAUGUCGCCCAGGAUACAGUCACCCAUGCACCCGUCCGGCAGGGGAGGGGGCCGGGGCCGCGGGCGGGGCGGCAGGGGGGCCGUCGCCAGGGACAGGGAGCUCAUAGGACAGACCAUCAAGAUCACGGGCGGACCCUACAAGGGCAACGUGGGCAUCGUGAGGGACGCCACGGGCAGCACCGCGCGCGUGGAGCUGCACACCAUGUGUCAGACCAUCUCCGUGGACCGAGGACACAUCGCGGCGGCCGGCGGACCCAACGGGAUCGCGCGCGGGGGAGCCUCCAGUUAUGGGCGCACCCCCAUGCGGGCGGGCGCGCACACGCCGACGUACCGCGAGGCGGGGCUGAAAACGCCGCUCCAGGGGAACGCCACGCCGAUCUACGAGGCAGGGGCUCGCACGCCGCACUACGGGUCCAGCACGCCGGCGCACGAGGGAGGCAGGACGCCCGCGCACCCCGCCUGGGACGCGGCCGCGCACACGCCGCGCCCCGACCACGACCUGCUGCUGGCGUCCGCCUCGCCGCCACCCGCCGCCUACCAGCAGGGGCCCUUCACGCCGCAGACGCCGGGCACCAUGUACGGCUCCGACCAUACGUACAGCCCCUACCGGCCCAGCCCCAGCCCCGGCACGUACGCCGGAUACCUGGCCACGCCCAGCCCGGCGCCCUACUCGCCGCGCUCGCCCUACACGGCCGAGGACGCGGACGACUGGCACGCGCCGGACCUGGAGGUGCGCGUGCGGGGCGGCGCGGAGCCGGGGCUGCGCGGGCAGACGGGCGCGCUGCGCAGCGUGUCGGGCGCCACGUGCGCCGUGUACCUGCCGCUGGAGGACCGCGUGCUCAACCUGCCCGCGCACCUGCUGGAGCCCGUGCUGCCUCACAGCGGGGACCGCGUCAAGGUGAUCGCGGGUGAGGACCGGGAGGCCGUGGGGCAGCUCAUCUCCAUCGAGAACCAGGAGGGGGUCGUCAAGUUCGGCUCCGACGACAUCAAGAUCAUGCAGCUCAGGCAUCUCUGCAAGAUGGCCUCCAACUGA